This is a messenger RNA of Thunnus maccoyii (southern bluefin tuna), 4866 nucleotides long. It is a transcript of the gene igsf8, whose product is annotated as immunoglobulin superfamily, member 8. The coding region runs from base 279 to 2195 and encodes 638 amino acids. The record is from RefSeq and is a predicted model, not a curated record. The transcript has 8 exons. NCBI's taxonomy places the organism in Eukaryota, Metazoa, Chordata, Actinopteri, Scombriformes, Scombridae.
CACACACACACACAUACACACACACCCAGCCCCCUGUGAUGCCAACCCCUCCGUACCCGCACUGCACGGCAUGUCUGUCUGUCUGUCGAGGCGGUAUAAUCUAAAACUAAACCGGGUUUUAAUGGAGCGCUCGGUUUGUUGACGGAGAUGCGACGGUGCAUGGGGAAAAGACAGUUAGUCUCCGCGGCGGGAUGAACUAUGAUCGGCGAUAAACGACAAGAGGAACACGGAGAAGGAAAUCUGAGUCAACAUAAUCCAUCUGGACACCGAGGGGGGAGAUGAGGACCAUGAUGGCUUCGAUGAGAACAGCAUUAUUCGUUUUUCUACACUGUUUGCUCCAGUGCGUUGUGUGUCGCGAUGUACAUGUUCCCACUGGACCCCUGUACCGUGUAGCAGGGUUCCCCCUCUCCCUGCCCUGUGCCGUGUCAGGAUACGAAGGCCCACGCACGCAGGACUUUGAGUGGUUCCUGUACAGGGACGAUGCUGGUGGGAGGCAGAUGGGAGUGGUGUCCACCAGGGAUAAAGGCUUCCCCUAUGCCCCGUUCCUGGCCCGGGUGAGGAACGGGGAGGUGAGGGUGGACAGGGACUCUGGGGACAACGUCCGGCUUGUGAUCCAGAGGCUCCGGGCUGAGGACCAGGGGAAGUAUGAGUGCUACACACCUAGCACGGACACCACCUACCAGGGCAACUACAGCGCUACAGUGACUGUCAAAGUGAUCCCCGACACACUCCAGAUCAGCUAUUCCCGCUCGCUCACUAGCCAGCCCGUGCCAGAGGGGGCCGAAUUAACGCUGACGUGCUCGGCCGGCAUCCAGUCUGAGCAGCUCACCCACCUGUCCAUCAUGUUUGGGAAGCGCGGCGGCGGAGACGGUACGGGAGGCGGAGCGGGAGAGGAGGUCAGCACCGUCAGAGAGAUUAUCUCCAUCGACAACAUGCUGGGAGUCGUGCCCGGACGUUCUUACAAGAAGCGGUACGACGAUGGAGAGAUCACACUGGAGAAGAGGAACGGGGAAGCCGGACUUGGGGUGUACGUGAUGAAGAUGAGAGCGGUGCAGCCAGAUGAUACCGGCGCGUAUUUCUGCGAGGCAUCGCAGUGGAUUCGGGACCGCGAUCGUUCAUGGCAGAAGAUUGCACAGAGGACGCUGGAUAUCGGCAACUUGACUGUUCAGCAACUAGCGGAGUCUCUGAGUGUGACAUCCUCGCCCAGAGGGGAUGUGACCCUGCAGGUCGGUUCCCCUCUCAUCCUGACCUGUGAGGUGUUGGGGCUGCCGUCUGAAGUAAACUCAGGCCUGCUGGUUCAGUGGAUGAAGAGGGGCUCUGUAAGCAGCGAUGAAGUCGGGGCCGGGGGAGUCGAGGUGGAGGUGGCCCGCAUGGGCACAGACGGUGUCGUGAGCUGGGGGGACGACCUCAGCAGAGCCAGCGGCGGUUCUAUGGAGAAAGUGUCAGAGACGAAGUACUCUCUGAAGCUGUUCUCGGCCCGCCCCGCUGACUCCGGGGUGUAUCGGUGUGUGGUGAGUGUAUAUGCUGGAAGGAGAGACCCUGGCCCAUCUAUUCCAGCCACACUCACCCAGAGGUCUGAAGGAGUCACCGUCAACCUGAAGACCAAAGAUGUGCUAGUUUCUGCUGUGGCUCAGCUCCCUCGAGGCCCGCUGUUAAAAAGAGGCAGCACCGUCACCCUGAUCUGCAACACCACCAUAACGACCACAGGUCCCGCCCAGGCACAGGUGCAGUGGCUUCGGUGGCCAAUCCCUGAACCAGUUCUCAAGAGGCCAGGGAGCCCAGCAGCUGAUGUUACUCCGCCAGACUCCCCCGUUGAAGAAAAACCCAGUCUGGUAGCUGCUCUCACGUAUGACGGUGUAGCAAAGAUCUACAUCAACAAUAGCGAGGUUAGCAUCGACCGCCUGUCGGCCGUCAGCUACAGACUGAGGGUCCACACGGCUACCAUGGAGGAUCAGGGCAUGUACACAUGUCAUGCUGAGGCGUGGGGGCAGGACCCGCAUGGAGGCUGGUACAACACGGGAGUCAAAGCAGAGUCAAAUGCAGUGACGGUUUACCUGUACGCCCGAGCUGCUGACCUCCUCCUCAUCCCUCUGGUUAUUGGAGUGUCCUCCGCCUUGUUCGUGGGCAUCGUCAUCAUCGCAACUGUAACCUGUUGCUUCAUGAAGCGCCUGGCAAGACAGCGUGCUCGAAAAUAAGGGUAAAAGCUGGGUGGAUCAGCCGGGGGGGGAUGAACUCUCGCAAGUGUGGUUAGGGUUAAGGUCAAGGGUUAAGGUUAGGGUUAGGCGCACAAUGAAGAAACACAACACGUACAAAUCUCACAAGAGUUUCGCAAAUCGGCCCUCCGGCUGAUCCAGUCUAGUAAAAGCCCAAAACUAAGUGUCCACUGUUGCUGCCUGUGUGAAAUCCGGAUGUCCACAAAGAGGCACAAAGAGGAAAUGCACUAAACAUAAUGGCUGAAAUGGCCAAGAAAUGACUUCAAAACAAAAUGAAGUGAAAAAUAACAAUGUCACCUUGUUAGCUGGUUUUCUGUGUUCUGACCUACCUGUUAAACAGUCAAUGCCAAAAGAUUCUGUUUUAUAUUCUCUUGUAUUUUUAUAUCCAAAUUUUCUCUGAAAACAACAUAUUUUAAUGCCCUAGAUUUCUGAAGCCAACACAUAGCAACCCCUCUCUACUCCUCAAGUGGGCAAUGAUUUCUCCCUUUCCACACCAACCCUCUUUUUAUGAUCCUUUUGUUCCGGCUUAUCACUCUGUUUCAACUGGAAACUGGUCAAAUUAGAGGUCCAAGAAACACCAUUUCAUCAUGAAUGAAUGUGUUUUAUGACAAGGUCAAAAGUAAAAAAAAGGUAAUGCAAGUUCACAGAGAUACUCCAAAGUGAAAAAGUAUUAUUUCUUUAGGGUACUGUUACAGAAAGAUGGUACUAAACGCCAUUCAGCCUCAAGAUUGUAUGUUGCUGGAACUGUAGAUCAUCCUACAGUGACUACGACAUAGACAAAGAAUAUUCUUUUUUUUUUUUCACAAACUGUUGAUACUCUUCCAGAUGUUCCUUCUCCAAACUGCAUGUUUUGUUUUAUGUUUAUGAUUAAAUGUACGUGCAUGGUUAGGCCGCUAGCACUGCCACUGACGGUCACAUGAAUGCUGAUGGGAGCAUUUCAGCCUCCAGAAACUUAAUACAAGCAGGGAUCAUCCACCGCCUGCAGUCCAGCACCGCUCUGCAUAUAUACAAAGCCUCUGUCUGUCACUUAAUAAGAAAGGCGCUGGCUGAGGACUUGCUGAUGCCAAGACCAAUUGAGUACCAAUUCUACAGACAAGCAUUCCUUGCCUGUGAUGCUUCACGCUGUCAUGAGUUUUCUAUAUGAACUUAUAUAGAUAGACAAAGAGAAAUGGAAGAUAUCCAUUAUGCACUGAGCUAAAAUAUGUAAAUACUCUAUGGAGUUGAGCUGUUUUAUUUUUCUUAAUGCAAGCAAGACUAUGCUGUAAAGCCGUGUUUGUCUUUGACAAGGCACCUGUGUUUAACAUUCUGCUGCCGUCUGGUCUGUUCUUUUGAAGCACUUGGACAAAAAUGGGACUGGGACCAAAACCCCUUAGUAUCCUUCUUUUACUUGAUUUUCUUCCAGCUGAAAAAGUGACUUUGCUGUACGUGAGGGAGAACAUUUCAGUUGUUUUUUUUUUUUGUUUUUUUUGUGCGAUUAAUGGUUCCUUUCCUCUUGUCAAGUGACUGAGAUAGAAAAACAGUACUGUGAAAAAGAAUUCCCCAUUUGUUACACUGAAUAACAGAAAAAAUGUUGUUUCACGCUGUUUAGGAUAUUUGUCCCUGAGGUUAAGAUUUCUUAAGCUGUGCAGUCAUAUGACUAAAUAGUUUAGUGAGGUCUCACUAUCGUCGUCAUCAUAGUUGUCAUGUGGUUGAAGGCCACGCAUUCAUGCUGCCAAGACGGCUGCUAGCCCGCAGAAAUCUGUCGGACAGAUUUGCUGUGUCUGCGCACUUAAAAUGGGUGAAAUCCAUCCUUCUCUUCCUGUUACUUUGGAAAAGUUAAGAUACAUGUUCAUGGAAAGGAGGAGGAAAGUAAAAAUGUGUUGUUAUCCAGCUAGUUGCACGUCAUCUUUCCAGCUUUUCUUAAUUUGUUUGCACUGAAUCAUACUUCAGUCUUCUACUGUUAAGUGUCUGUCUGUCUCUUUCUCCUAGUUGAUUUUCAAUGCGAGAGUCCUUCUAAAUCUGCCUAUCCUCCCUAACCUGUCCUCUAUAAACCCUGAUUAUAAAUGUCGUUCAUGAACAUUAGGGAAUAAAAUCACAGCUCUGCUUGCUUCCUGAGCCACUUUGUUCCAGAUCAACUACUCAAAGCUGAUUUGUUCCCCCACGUUCCCACCCACCACACGAUAACGCACACAUCACACACACAGAUGCACGCACAGCACUGGCUGGCUGGCAUUUCAGAUGGAAGUAAGUGAGUAUCUGCGUGUUCAUCUCUAAUCCCAGUUUAUGGCUACAGUGUGUGUUCUGCUGCUGCCCUUCCCCCCCCUCCUGCUCUUCCCUCAGUGUGCUACAAAGUCGGCAUGGCUUGCUUUCAAUUCAUUUCAAUCUCUGCUCCCUGAGAAUUACAACCAGCUGUAAAAAUUGUAGCACGUAACCUGUAAAGUUUGAAAACUGCUGUUUAAGUUGUGCUCUCAUUUGAACAUGUAUUAAACCCUUUUAUGAAGGUGUUAUGUUUUUGUUUGAAUUGUUUACUCAUGCUUUAAAACCACUGUUCCUGAAUGCAUCUUGCUGCCAUUGAAAUAUACAAAGGCGGGUUAAUGCUCAGUUUGUUUCUCAUGGUGCUUUGGCAAACCUGCCGAUUGAUAAACCAAUAAACCACUCUGGAUUUAUAAUGUCA